AGCAUCAAUUUUCAUGUUUGUAUCAAGCAAACCAACCAAACAUCAAGAGAAUGUACUAGCAGAGCAUUAACAUUAACUAGGCUGUCUUUAAUGCCUUUAAUAAUGAAUACAGGUUUAAUGUCUGACAAAAAAUAUGGUAAUUCAUCACUGUGGCGAACAGAGGGGGUAACAAUAUUUCCUCCACAGUCAACUCUAGAUAGCCCAUGUGUGUCCUGAGAAUCCUGAGAUGAUUUUAAGAGUUGUGCUGCCAUCACAUGGCAGCGGAGUGACACUACAACAAACAGUCACUGCAUUACCAACACAAAACAGCUAGCAGUAGCAACAGUCAACUACUUCUACAAAACUCAAAGAUAAGUAUAAAUCUUUAAUCCUCUUUUCCAAUCAUCCAAAAUCCACUCAAAGCCUGUAGUGACUUUGUUUAUAAUGAAAAUCAUUCCCCGUCCUUUAUACCUCUGUUUGGAAUUACAACAAAUAUCAAACAUGUUUUUCAUUGUUGUCACAAAUUCACUCGAGGUUUUGUAAUCUUAAUGUAUAAUCGUGGAUCGGCUGGUAAGAAAUAUUGAGAAUUUACUCAAAAAGGAUUUUGUGUUACUGAAAAGUUUCUUUCUCUAGUUUCCAGAGGCGUCAAACAGCUUCUUCCUGCCCUCCAUACCAGACAUGGCCUCUACGUUCUUGCGCCAGUCAGUCACCUCUUCCUUCUGUUACAACCAUGACAUUAAAAUGGAAAUACAAAAGAGGUUACUAUGCCGAUCUUCAAAUGAUUUAACAGUCACCAAAGCUAAGGCCUGUCUUACCUUCUCCUCUUCCUUCUUGACUGUUUUGAGGUUGGCCUUGAAGUCGAUGGACUCCUUGUGUUUGGAGCCCAGCAGGACGCUGAGCAUGGCUUCAGCUGAGAUCUUCACUCUCUUCAGGGUUGGUUUCUUGAACUUGCUCUGGAUCUCAGUGAUCUUCAGAUUCAUGUUUUCAAUCUACUCAGGAACCACAACAUUAGAAAUUAAUCUAAGUAUAUUCAACACAACGGUUGCAUUACAUUAUCUAUGUGGACAUUGUCAAUGAGUUGUAAAUAGUUGUAACACAUUAUAAAACCUGACCUUGUAAGUCAUGAUAAAAUGCUUUAUAAUGUUUUAUGAUUAUUAUUAUAAAGUAUUUUGAUCAUCUAUGAGUGUUUAUAAUUAUAGUUAUACAGUGCUAUAACGUGAUUAUAACACAUUAUACAUAUAUUUAUAAUGCGUUAUAGACAUAGGGAUCAAAUGAAGUGUUACCGGAAGGAGAGAUGUUGUAAAUUAGUUGCAACCUGCAGCUACACAAUUAAAUACUUCUAAAUAUCAUGCAAAAUAUUGUUUGGUCAAACUAACUCUGAAGUGUUUUUAUUUUUUAAUGGGUAAAAAUACAAUUUAUUAAACUUUUGUACAAUUUUAAAGUGAAGGAAACAAAUGAACACAAGUCUAUAUACACAGAAUCAUAUUACCCGGAUCUUAGCUUCUUUGGGGUAAUUCAAGAUAUUAUGGACUAGAGUCCACAACGUCUAGAGCACUAAAGUACUAUUAAUUAUAAGUCUAACCUCAAUUAAGUUUAAAUGGCAAUGCAAUUAAUUGGUGGCAAAAAUCAGCAGUCAUAAUUUAGCCCUGUGUUUUAUCUUAGUUUAGGCAAGUUCACCAAUGUGACUUGAGACUAAAUAUCCUGAAUGCCACAAAAUAGAGUAAGUCUGUGUGCUCCUGCUUUACUCAAACACUUCCUGUUUUCUCUCAAUCACCAAUUUGGAGUCAUGUUAAACUUAACAUUAACUAUGUGGGAUAUAACAAAUGUCUAUUCAUGGCUCUAUCAUGUGUUGUGAUUCUCACUCCUGCCACUGGGAGGUAGUGUUGGUUAAAUUUUCAGCUUGUUAUGUUGUUUUUAUUGUCUUCAUAGAACAAAUACUAGAAACAGGAACGUAUAGACAUGCAUCUAUUGAUUACCAUAUUGAUUUUCAAGCAGCUCACCUCUGUGACAUUUAUGUUCACCUUGAGGCCGAUAUCAUACCGCUCUUCAUCGACUACAUCAAUCUUGUGAUGCAAGUCUUUGCAAAGAUCCUUGGGAAGAGUAAAAGUCAUGCUUCAGUGGUAUACUAAUGUAGGAGAAAAAUGGGAAAAGGGAUAGAAAGAGAUAGACAAAACAUGAUUACAAAGUGAUUUACCAUCAGCUCCUGCACUGAGAGGCCGGACAGAUUUAGGGGAGGAACUCUUUCUGCAAGAGCAGCUUCUCUAUCCUGUAUCUUCUGCUCCUUUUCCUGCUGCAGCAUCUGAGCAGCCGUUGCCAACAGUCUAAUCUAAGAAAAAAAUAGAUAAAAAUAAGCACAUAUGAAAACGUAAAAUUCCCAGGGCAAAAAGGAAAAAGGUUUUUACAAAUUCCACAAAUGAUACUCAAUUUAUAGGGAGAACUGAAACAUGAUGAUGAAACAACCUUUAAAGUGUAUUCAUCCACAGAAAUACCACAAUGUAAACUAUGUGUUUAAAACAACAGGCAGCACAAGCAAUUCAUGUUUCAGGGAAUUUUCAUACUGCUUAAACGUUUUAGCUAAUCUAGUUUUGGCUGUUGAUUAGUAUGCAUGAUUAUAUGCAAUAUAAGUAGGUGUUGAUAAACAAAGAAAGUCUCAAAUGAAGAGAAAAUUUACCUUCAACCCCAGUCGUCGAGAGGAUGAGAUUUUACAUUUUUUCUAUAAUAAAUAAAUGACAUUCAUUCAGUCUGUACUCCAAAUACUAUCACAUUUACUCACAUUAUCUCUUGGCCUUAAUGGACAAAUGUGGGAUUUAAAAUAUUGAAUUAUUAGUAAAAUGUCGUAAGAUAGAUACUCACAGGUCUGUUUGAGCAAUAACAAGAAGGAGAUAACACAUGUCAGCGCAUUCACAUACAGACCACCAAAAACUGGCUAAACAAAAAGCUUUUAGUCAUCCUAUAAGGACAUUAAAAGAAACCAUAAGUGAUGAUACUCACAGCUCAGCCAUUGUUGUGUCAAAUCCUUUCACUAGAAUUUUCAAAGUGGAGAAAAGCAUGAAGUCUUUUUGCAAGAAAUACAUGAUCUUGUGAAAACUGAAGUUAUAUAGUACAUUAAAUAACCAGCAAAGCUCAUUUCCUUAAUUGAAACCCCCUCUACAAGUAAAGCUGUACACAGGAGAAGAUGAACGAUCCCUCUAACCUCUCAAGUAUUUCACUCACUCCAAACACUCAUUGGCCCUUUAAAGCAAGGUGCACACAGUUAUUUAUCGCUCACUCAGUUGUUACAGCGAUGCGAUUUAAAGCAGAGGAAGAUACUCAUUGUACCAGACAAGUAAUUCUGUUGUAAUUUACACUUACUAGUAGCAAUAUAAAUCACAUUAUAGAGGGUUAUUUUUCUUAAUUAUUUAUAAUCAAAAUUAUGAAUGUUAAAAAAUACAUUUCCACUGUUAAAAGUAAUUAAAAAUCAGUAGCACAUUACCUUAAGAAGCAAUUAUAUCACAUGUAAAGUGUCAAAGUAUGGAGUCCGUGCAUGUGUUAACAUAACUGACAAGAGUCUCUGCAUAGGCGACAGAAAAAGUGAAUGGCCAGAUAAUCCGCAGGCAUGUAGGAUGACCACUUUCAACUUGAUGUUUAAGUUAACCACAACAAAAUCAGAAUUAAACAACACAGUAAUGACAAGGCAGAUUAAGAAGGACUCAACAUACAGUAUUUUUGUAAAUCAUAGUACUCUAAUAAUAACCCCAUGUUGAUAGACUGUCACAUACGCACUACAUUAGAUUUGACCCAAACACAAGUUACAGAAUAAGAGCAUCUCUGUACCUGAGCGGCUCCUUAUGCUGCACCUUAAAAACAGAAGAAAAGAGUGUCUGCUCGUGGCAGCAAUCAGCUUUCUGAGAGACGAUGGAGAAUUAUCAGAUUUAUAGUAUGAGUGCCAAACGUGAAUGGCUCACUGAAAUAGACUCCUGUCUGUGCUACUGCUAGUGUCAGCCUGUCAGCAGUGGCAUUUACUGUUGCACAUAGCAUCACAGCAAUAUUCAGAUGGGAAAAGGGGGCAAUAAAACUUCACUUAUGGGCUCAAACGUUUGGGUAUCUUGUGCGGUUUCAAUAACACCUGUCGGGGGAAGUGACAGCGAGCAUUUAAAGAGGUGACCACAUUAAUGCUGGGUCAUUGCCACGCAUUCGCAUUUGACGAGCUCAUUGGAGUUCAGAUAAAGCUGUCAAAGAGGCAAACAGUAGGAAGAAAUCUGCAUAGCGUAUUAACUUGUUCUGCACCUUUAUUUAUAGAACAAACAACACGGCCUGCGUGGGAAUCUGGACCAUCUUAAGAUGUCCAUCUAUAGACAUCAACAAGAGAGACUGAAAAGGGUCUGAUACCAAUUCCCAUAGCUGUGUUUCACCUGUUUGGUUUUAGGUGAAAAUAAUCUCACUGCAGUUAACAAAUUCAUCCUUACUGAUUUAAAAUGAGAGGUAACUGAAAAUUAGUAACGAAUCUUUUUAUGACAGUAAAAGUUUCCCAAAUGGCAAGGGUGUUGUUAUUGUUGUCCUCAAGUUGGAGAUGAGUUCUAGCUUAAUGAUGCACCUUUUGCACAAAUAAUGUCAGUGCAGUUUUUCUGUUCAGCCCAAAAGUCACAUUACACUACUGUUUGAUGUGUGUAAUGAUAAACUAUUGCAACCUUAUAAGACGUUAUACGACCACCUCUGGAGUAGGAACAGAGCAUAAAGUUACUCUGUCUUAAUUUAGGUGAGUAGAGGAAAAAGGACAGGUGCUGUUCCAGGCUUGAUGGUUGUAAACCGAGCCAGCCAGAGUUAAAUCUGCGUCAUUGUUGUAAUAGGGAGUCAAAUGUUCGGUCCCUCAAAGGGCUGCGACUCAUGCCCUCACGUAAAGAUAGGUAGGCAGUGGAUGAUUAAACAAGAAUAGUAGCCUUCAAACCUGAGGUCAAACACUAUUCUCAGGUCACCCAAAGUUGCUUUAAGAGAGAAAGACAUUUUUUACUACUCAUCGAUGAAGAUAGAUAAGGAAAAAACUGGUUAAAAUAAUGAAGAAGACUUUCUUUUACAUAUCGAUGGAGGUCUGUGAAAAUAGUGGAUCCUACAUUUAUCAAAAAAGGCUUCUUGUAUUCAUACAAUGUAGGUAUGAUCAGAGAAAUCAGUAAUAACUCCAGCACACAACCUGUCGAGCUGAUAGAGAGGACGAUAGAGUGGAGUCAGAAUGACUAGAUGCUACCCAGACAAAACGAUUUUAUACUAACGCCCCUGUUGUGGUUUAUGAGUGGGAAAUUCAGUGGCUUUGGCAAUAAGCAAACUACAGCAAGGUUACAUUCCCCAGCUUCCAACUUGUCGGAUUUUGGCAUGGUGUUUUUAAAUGUUCCUGACAACCUUGGAUAUCCUCGUUUAACCACCUACUAAAAAGUAGUAAAUAAAAUUAAUACUACAACUUGCCUUUAAAAGGACUCAUGGAAGCUAAGGGGGUGUUAAAUGAAGUGUUUUUUCAUCUUAAAUCAAAAUGUUUAGUAUUUAAAUCUCUGUUUUGUGUUAAUUGCAGAUCUCACCCAUUCAUAAAGCAUUCACUGGCUUUAAAACUAGAGGUGCAAAAAACGUAAUUGUUGCCUGAACCUGCUCAAAGAGAUCUGACACCUCUAAGGGUCUAAGAAGAAAUGUGAUUUAUUAUUAGGAUUAGUACUGCGAAGAAUAUUUCAUUAUGACAUUCGUUGCUCUGCUUACUUUUUUUUCACUGAUCCAUAAUUUUGUUAAGCAAAUGUUAAAAUUUCAGGGGCCCCUCUUGUUUUGUCCCAACUCACAGAAAUGUAUCAACAUUAAUAAGAACAAACAAAAGGAGUAGCAGCAGGAUCUUUGUCAAUCAGAGGCAUUUAUUAUCAUGACAAACAGCAGUCUUUUACAAAGGUUUCAAGAUUAAGACAGAGAUUUCAGGUGAAUGUCUGUUUGAUGAAUGUGUAGACUAUCAAAAAAUAAGUUUAAAAACUGAAGUUUUUAAGCGUCAACACCACAAAAUGGCAGCAUUUACACCCCAAACCCCCCAGCCCUCUUCUUUUGAGUAUAGUUUUUGUUCUUUGUAAGUCUACAGCAGACUCUAAAGAAAUAGUGUCACUGUCUUUUGUGGGCAGUGAUAUGAACUUUAUAGUCCUCUCUUUUUUUAAACAGUUAAACUGAAUUUUAGCUAAAAUGUCCAUAGAUGUGGAGCCUACUGUCCAGCAUUAAACAGCUUCUUUCUGCCCUCCAUACCAGACAUGGCCUCCACGUUUUUACGCCAGUCAGUCACCUCCUCUUUCUGUUUAUAAGAAGAAAAUCAUUCUCAGUGAAACUGUACUUAAAAUUAUACAAAUAACAAUACCAUUUCAUUAUCAUCAUAACAUGUUUAAAGCCUGAGUUUAGAACCAAGUAGCCAGGCUGGUCUGACUUAAUCUUGAAAUCCUUUGAAAUCAGGGUAAAUAAAACUUCAACCAAGUCUAAAUAGUGUUAUCGCAGCUCCGCUUACCUUCUCCUCCUCCUUCUUCACAGUCUUAAGGUUGGCCUUAAAGUCCACGGACUCUUUGACCUUAGUACCCAGGAGAGCACCCAACAUGGCAUCAGCAGAGAUCUUCACUCUCUUCAGAGCAGGCCGCUUCAUCUUACCCUUCAGCUCGAUGAUCUUCUGAGACAGGUUUUCAAUCUGUGGGACACAUUUCCACAUUUAAUCACUGUAUAACUUUUGAAAAAUAUAAGUUUUAAAUUGAUUAAUUUAUCCAGACAAAGCAUUAAGCUGUUUACUUUUGAUACUUUGAAAAUAUGUAGUGCUGCUUUUUGCAAAACAUCCAGAGAAAUGUAUGAGUGAUGAUGAAAAAGGUCAGUGACUAAGUUAAAAAGCUGAAAGGGAAUUAAAUUCUCUCAAAUUCAGUCAAUUUUUUUUACCUCUUUGUCAUUUUUGGAGACUUUAGCAUCAAUGUCGUAGCGUUCUUCAUCGACAAUAUCAAUCUUAUGGUGCAGUUCUUUACACAGGGACUGCAGACAGACAGACAGAGUCACGUUACAGUUGAUGAACUGAUGACAGAGAAUCCUGACAUCCUCUGGCUUGUUACAGAGCAGCACAUCUCAAUCUUAAGACUUCAUCCCUUCGUAGAGAUGCAACACUCAUUAAUUGGGAAACUGAAACAUGAAGAGUCCUUUGACUUGUGUCACUAUAGUGAAGCUACAAACAGAGUAUAAAAUGUAGAAAAUGCUGCCCCUCUCCACUAAAGCUUCUCCUGCAAAUGAACAUGCUGUAAGAAUGGCAUCUGGCUGUGUGUAUCACAGAGAGAGGCUAUCAUAUGACGAAUUUCAAUAAUGUUGUUACAUUGGUGGUGGUAGUUGCUGAUACAGUGACCUGCACAUACCUGCAGAUCCUGCAGGGACAAACCAGACAGCUGAAGUGGAGGAAGUCUCUCAUUCAGAGCAGUCGCUCUCUCCCUCUUUUUCUCCUCCUUCUCCUUCUCCCACAUCACUGUUGCCAUUUUCAGCAGCUUGGUCUGACAUAUAUGAAAACAUAGAACGAUUAACUUUGUAGCACAGAAUCUGUAUUGCUCACUUGUGUGUGGACUCUUGCCAUUUUUUCUGUGUCUAAUUAUUGAAUGAAAACUGAAGAAAACAACCUUGAGAGCCAAUCUGCGAGAUGCAGUGAUCUUUGAUUUUCUCUGCAAGAAAGGGAAGUAUGAAACAGUAAUUUAUACAACAAUCAAACGAAAUGUAAAACAUAACUUAAAAAACAAAAAAUGACAAUACUUAAACUGGAACAACUUACCCCUCUGUUGUAGAAAAUAUGAGGAUGAAAGGACAAUAAACCAUAGAAGUUAGAAUAAGCAUGAGAAAGUUUUUAAUAUCUAUAGUUUAAUGAAAAAUCAAAAAGCAUUAUUGAUUAAAAAAUAGAACUUACCCUUCAGACAUGGUCGGCUUUUUUUCUGUAAAAAUAAAGUUAUUAAAAUCUAAAUCAGAUUUUCAUCUGUGGCCGUUCCAGUAGAAGACACAAGCAUCAGCUUUGAGUAUUUUUACUGUAUAAAAUAGUUAAACAGCACUAAACUCAGCGCAUAUCUAAAACUAAUAGAUCUGAUUCUGAAAUUAACGCCCAGUAUCUACUUCUCACAUUAAUGUUAGGCAUCCACUCCAUGGUACAUCAACAUACAAGCAAUAAACCUUUGAAUUAGCAGCUCCACACGCUUGACUGCUUCAGAUAUUUCCAAUGAAUUUCUUUCUUAAUAUUUGAUAUCUAUUUAAUAAUAUUAUGAUAUCAGUCCAUUUUUUAAGGCAAAAUGAAGAUCAAGAACCAGUUUUUUUCUCAUAGGAAAAACCAGACUAACAUAUGUAGGUUUGAUUAAUUAAUCAAACAAAGUCAUUGUGUUCUCCACAACAGAAAAUGACUAAAAUGCACAUUAAUUAAGUUAUAUUUUAUAAUGGUUACACUCAAUGGACACUCUUCCUAGAGGUUCUUUAACAAUCACUGCAGGCUUGUCUUUAUUCACUAAAUACAGAGAUACACUUGAGUUAACUUGGCAUUUUUUCAGUUCUUAUAUUUGGUCAUACUGAACAAAAUCUUACAUCUAAAGUAAAAGUGCAUGUCUAAGUCCAUCUAAUUAAGCUUCUACUGUCCUGAAACUAAUUCUAGAUAGCUCACAUUGUUAAAACUUUGCUCUAUAUCAUCUUGAGAAAAAACAACAUACCUUUUUUAUGUCUCAGAAGAAAACCUGCUGAGGUGAGAAGCAGCUGUCUUUAAAUGACAGGUAGAAAACCCCCAAGUCAAACUUAAUGGCUCCUCUUGUCUUCUGUGAGUGGCCAACUAAAAUAGUCUCCUCUGUCCUGAGCCAGCAUGCUGUUUGCUUCUUAACUUCUACAACUUCAGCCUCAACACCAGGUUCACCAGUUUGUUUCUGCUGAUAAACUCUCUGAGUACAGGGUGUUGGGAAUCAAAUUUUUAAGGUGAACUUUACAAUUGAACAGAUCUAAAAUAGUUUUGAAAUCUGGAGAUCUGAAGAAACUGAAGAAGUCAAACAGAAAGGUUGUCUUGGUUGUUUAAUCAUCAGCAUGUGUAUUACAGAUAGUGUGACAGUGCCAUCAUCUGUAUAAUGCAAAUACUGCACUUUAAAGCACAUGGAGCCCAUGAGCCUUUUCUUCAGCACAAAAUCACUAAAUAGGAAUACUGUGAACUACAGUGUAUGUCAAUGCACUCAUACUGACAUUGGUGUUUUCUUAAUACUAGUUUACAUGAAACCAAGAUAAUAAAAAUUAUGUUACUUGAGUGUAAUCUGAAAAGAUGCAUUCGACUGGAUCUUUUAAAGGCGCCUGUGGUUGACAUCAAUCUUUACAAAACCAGUUUUAUUCCAUGUCUUGAAUUCUGAAAAUGAGAUAAACAAAAGGGAUAGAAUUGGAAUUGAAACACAAGCUGAACUUGUUGUUUGUGGUUAAGAGAAACUUGGUUAGUACUUGAGCUGGUAUGAAAACCCUGAUAAAAUAUUGGUUUUGCAGGAAGUAAAUGGAUUUUGGAUUUAUUCCUCAAGAUACUAUUAUUCCCAAUCUGCAGAAAAUGAUAACUGUUAAAGAAGCUUUUUGAUCUGCUUUCUGUCUGUCAAUGUCUCUUGCUCUUAAAUGUGUGCAUCUAUAGUUUCACCUUCUUAUUGUCCGGCAUUAAACAGCUUCUUUCGUCCUUCCAUACCAGACAAGGCCUCCACGUUCUUACGCCAAUCAGUCACUUCUUCCCUCUGCAGAAGAGAUCAGAUAUGAACUGGUUUUCAACGGCAGGCUCUUCAUUUGUAAAAGUUCAUCCAUAGCAACAACUUUACCUUUUCCUCCUCCUUCUUCACUGUCUUUAGGUUGACUUUAAAGUCAGGCUUCAUAAGUUUAGAGUUGUCGGUGCACGCGCCAAGCAUGUCAUCUGUUGUUUUCUUCACCCUCUUCAAGCUGGGUCUCCUCGCCCCCUUCAGCUCAUAGAUCUUUGCAUUCAGGCUCUGGAUCUGUGCCGCAAAACAUCACAAAAACUGCAGCAUCCUGAUCAACAAAUAAAUGCAUAAAAAAUUGUAUUUUCUCAGUUUAACUUUACCUCUUUUUCAUUCCUGCCGACUUUAACCUCCAUAUCAUAACGGGCCUCAUCCACGACAUCAAUCUUCUGAUGAAGGUCUUUGCAAAGAUCCUGUCCAGAAAAUCAGAACUGUGAAGAUGGCCUGAGGGGGAUACCAAAGGACUGAAACAGCAUGAUCAGGUGUGUGAGUACCUGGAGCUCCUGGACUGAGAGGCCUGACAGCUUCAGCGGAGGGUAGGACUCAUUUACGACUCUUUCUUUCUCCCGUUUCUUCUCCUCAUUUUCAGCCACCAGCAUAGACGCUGCCUUCUUGAGCAGCUUCGACUGAAAGAUAGUAAGGUGAUAAUUAGUGCGGAUGAAAAGUAAAGCUGCCCUGGAUCAUGUAGCAUACUGUUAAUCCUGUUCAUACAUUGACUGAAGGUUUGUAAUCCCUACCUUCAAUUGUAGCCGUCGUGUUGCUGAGUAUUUUUGCUUUCUCUGUAAGAAAGAUAAAGCACUUGAUACAUCAAAUAAGGUCAUUUUUGAGCCCAAUCAGAAUGUCUUUUUAGGCUUAAUAAGUAUAUAUAUAUGUAUAUAUUUUUGACUCAGUACUCAAAGCCAUUUUAAUAAUUUAAGGGAAUCAUUUUGACUCACCGGUCUUCAUCAUCAUGUGAGAAGAAAAGCAGACAAAGACACAUUUUCGUUAUUUAAAAUUCAAGUAGCAUUCGACAUGUCUCUCUUUAGAUGCAGGUACUCACCCCUCAGACAUGCCUGCAGCUUACAGUACCUUUGGAGCAAAAAACAAAGCUUUUUUUAUUCAUUUCUACUCCAAUGCAUGUGAUUAUUUUACAUAUAAGAGUGGUUGUCUUGACCUUGUAUCAUUUUUCAGUCUCAGUAGGUUUUCUUUCCCAUGUUUCAUAUGUUUGGGUAAUCCAUCAAGUUAAAAGUUUUAUUGACUAAGUUAGUUUUAUUGUCCUCAUGGGCUCUCGGAUAAAUUUUGAGUAUCCCUCCAGGACCAGAUUGUUACAAAGGGUCUGAUCAUGAGCCUGUAUCACAUCUAUAUUUAGCCACAUCGCCUUCUUGCUCCACUCUGUCACUGCAGCUGCUGAAGGCUGAAUGAUGCCAGAGAACGCCAAACCGCAGAUUUGGCAGCCAAGAGAGGAACAACACAAAAACCUGUAGAGACUGUAACACUGAUUUUAAAAGAAUACUCUCAGCCAUUGCCACUUAAAACAGAGCAGAUUAUUGAUAUUUUCAGAUUUGUGAACUGUGUUUAAUUAUGUUUCAAGCCAAAAGUGAGUUUAAAGUCUAAAGUGAAAACCAUCAUUUUCUCUUUUAUCAUCCCAUUCUCCUUGAGGCCUGCUUCUUAAGAUUUCCUUUAUGCCUGUUUCACUCCGUUUUUUUAAUUCAAAAAUAGCAUAACUAUUAAAUUAAUAAUUGUAGGCAUGAGAGACCUAUGUGGCAUGUCUAUGCUUCUGACACAUGUGUGAAAUACAUCCUGUUUAAAUUAAGCCAUCCUGACAGGGUGCGAAAGUCAAGACAAACAAGUAAAGUAGCAGACAAUUUUAGGAAGCCUGCAGCCAUACCCCUCUAGCCACGGGGUUGCCGGUUCAUACGAGCAAGCCUUCAUCACUUAUCACACCAGCUUUUCGUCCACGACGAUGGGUCAAACGUGCUGUUACCCUUCGCCAAUACUUUGGCAGGCCCUGUAAUCCUCAGGUUACAUUUCCUCACUUAGAGGAUCAAGAGAUCAUCAAGGAGUCAACCCUGGACAGCCACGUUCGAAAGGCUACUUGAAGACCUUGACAAAAGUAGCGGCAUAGCAGAGAUUCCCUCACAUAAAUACCAGCCAUGUCAGGGGCAUGCUGAAAUGCUGUCUUCAAUACUUCCUACCAUAAAACCGGACUCAUCUUUAUCAUGACAAACACAGAGACAGGCAGUAAGUUAGCUGGGCUGCUUUCCCAGUCCUCUGCCCUGUUAGGUUAAAGAGCCCAUUCUAAUGUCUAUAAUUAACCCGAUAGUCUUAAAUUAGGCUUAAAGUGAUUAUUUGAUAUGAAUCUUACCUUUAAGGUGAGAGGAAAACAGCGAGGGAAGAAACAGUGGGGAGUCGGGAAAAGAAAAAGCACUAUAUGGUUAUUAGUGAAAGAUUUAUGUAUUCAAAGUCUCAUGUGAAUGGCUAACUAAAAUAGACCCCUUGUCCACCUGACAAUUCCUGCAUCACAAUGUAACCCGUUUUGAUUUGCCCUCAACCCAUGACCCAUUUGUUUCAUGUGAUAGCAUUGCACAAGAGCACACUUCACUCAUACCUCACCUAAGUGACAGCUGAUUGUUCCUUUCUGCAGAUAUCAACUGACCCCGGCCGCUUUGCUUUUUCAUUUUGUCUCAUGAGGUGUGCUGGCAUAGUCUGACAUGAGACGUCAGUGCUUUAAAAUCUUCAUAUUUAGUAUUUCAACAUAAUUACGAAUAUUUUUGAUUCCAUUUCUACCAAGUCUGAUCUGCUUAAUGCUGUUAGAUACCACACACUGUACCUUUAAUCUUAUCAUAGUCACAUAUUUAUCUUGCUGAAAUUUGCAGAAAAUGAAUCCAUAAUUCCAUUUAUAGUACCUGGAUGUGUUGAUAUUAAACGAUGGAAUAGAAAUACAACAGAGAACAAGCCUUCAGCUGAUAAAAACAAAUCUAAAAACAUAAAAAAAAAAAACAUGUAGACGGACAGAGUAGCUUGUAUGAUGAGGAGUUGUUUUGUUGUCAUAUCUUGUAACUGAUUACAGCAACAUUAUCGUGGGUCAUACCGUGCCAAAAAGAAUCAUUUAUUUGGUUUUAAGGUAGACCUUAAACACAUUAUGGUAUCUAAACAAAAUAAAAGAAUCUAUAACAAGUCAGAUCAAGGCGCCACCAUGACUUCUGCACCCUGAUACGUCGAGGCACCGCUCUCAUACAGAGCAGACGUCAAACACAACCUCUACAGUCUAUUCUGGUCAGAUUUCUGCCGCACAUGACUGUCUGACUGCCUGUGUCCCUCUUGGUGUUUUGUAAAGUGAUACAGCUGAGCUCAGUGUCCACUAAGAUACACAGUAAAGCGGAGACAAAGCAAUAGGAAUUAACACAUAGCAAUGGCUACUACUUUGUGCUCCAGUUUCAGUCCCUGGUAACCAAGCAGGUUUAAUGCUGAUAAUCCUGAGUUGCUCAUGGGCUUCAAGUGUUGAUCCUCCGCUGAGAUGUUUUUGUUAUCUGUGUUUUUAGUUGCCCGGGUGCUUUGUGAGGUCAGGCUGGGUAUUAGUUUAAGUGGAGUCCUUGUGACCUUUGGAGGUUUUAAAAUCAGAAAAUAUCCUAAUUCCUGAGAAUCUAACUGCUCUUCAUCUUAAUUCCAUCUUUUUAUUGUCGCAUAAGGCCAAAAUACCCAACAACUUAACAACUGAAAUAUUUAUAGGGGUCAAAUUUCCUGGAAGCAUUUCAUGCUUAACAUUUUCUAGCAAACGAAAUCUACUUUACUGGAACUGUACCACUUAGAAACAUGGACACUGCUGCCCCCAUGUGACCGUUAGCUGUCAUACCUGCAGCUGGCACUCAUUUACAUACUGCAUUUAUGCUACUAUGGUAAUGCAUAAUUCUGUACAAACCUGCAGGCAAAGCAUGCUGUAUUUUUAAUGUGUUUGAAGAGAAUAGAAACUUCUAACCACAUGAGACAAAAACAGAACAUUGUCUUUAUCUGUAUUCAGCUGAGAGAGCCUGAUAAAGAUGAAACAUAUCACAUGUUCUCAAAAACUGUUCAGCAAUCUUCCUGUGCAGAGUUGAUUAUUUUGCUGUUAUAACCUGAUGUUUUUGAAAGCUUUCACACCAGUGUUGUGUAAGUUAAACCAGAAUUAUUCAUGUGCUCUUUUUUUUGUUUGUGUGCAACCUCAGGACUUGGACGUUCGUCUUCUCUCGGGACUUUGGAUUUACGUCUGGACUGGAAUCUACCAGUGAUGAUUUACUUUGUGUUGGUAAAGAGAGAUUUUUAUAAUCUGCUUUUUAAAAUCCACUCACUGAAGCUUACUUUUGUCACUUUUAUUUUUUUCAGGAUCUUAACAACUGCAAAAUAAGUAUGUAUUUAUCUUUGCAUUUCUCACUUAAAACAGUACAAUAGGAGAUUCAUUUUUACAUACUGUAAGGAUUUUUGAGGAAAUAUAUAUUCUCAGCUCUAACAUAUAUGCACACUGUUUGUCAAAUUUCAGAGAACUGCUCAGAGGAGCUCACGACAGUACCAAGUAAAAGAAGCUCCUACUGGCCAAGAAUGGAGUUCUGAUCAUGAAGGAGUUUGUAUGGACAAUCAUGGUCCUGUCUCUGUUAUAAAGGUGGCAUUGGAGUUUAAGGGAGGUGAUGAUUAAUGCUAAAGUCUGCUGCUCUGUGAUCCUUCAAGAAAAUAAGAGCAAAAAUUUGAAUUUCAAAGUACACCUGUGUUUGUUGUUUCACACAUAUUUUCAUGCAUCAAGAGUAACUAAGCGGUCCACCAAACAGUCACGUAUCACUGUUUGAGUUGAAAACUCAUUAGAGGGAAAUUUCAUAUUCAAAUGAAUCAUUUUCUCCCGUGAGACACAGUAAGUCUAUUUAGACUUAGUGGAUCAGAGAUGAAGAUCCUGGAUCAAAGUACAAAUCAAAGCUUGUGUGUCCUGUUUUGUUUUAAGAUCAACCAAGUGCAAACUCCAGGCUACAAGAGGGUGAGAAAGUGCCCUGUGUGUUUUUAUUGUGUUUUAUUGUUUUAUAUGUGUGUUUAUUGAAAUAUCAGAAGAAUGACACAAGAAUCCAACAGUCACUUCUAUGUCUGCAAAAUGAUAAAUGUUUUUAAUGUAUUAUCCCUGAAACGCAUUACAAGGGCCUCAGACUUUCAAAAGUCCUAACCUCCUGGUUAGAACCACUUUCAUCAUAACAUUUUAAAUCCCUCUCUGUAUUUCUGUAAGUAUUUAGCUAAUCCUUUGUUCCUUUUCCAUCCGAUUUCUUUUCAGAUUAUCAGACAUGGACUUUAUAGCCGACAUAAAGGCUGCCAUUCGGCUGUUUGGUUUUGGAGUUUUUCUUGCUUUUAUAAUUUGGAGGACGUCUCGUAAAGGUUUGCUUCCUUAAAAUUGGUGAUUCAUGAUCAGUAAAUUGUCAACUGAAUUUGUGAGUUAUCAAUUAAACUCCUGUGAACACAUCUUCACCUGCUGCUGGAGAACAACCAGAAGUUUUUCAAGUUCAGAAGACAAAAAGAGUCCUCGUCCUCUACUCCCCAGACCACCCUUAAUAAAGAGACGUUGUUUUCAAGCUUUGUGGCUUCCUAGUGACCAAAUGUGGCACUGAAGUAGUUCUGGAUCUGCUAGACUCCACAAGGCUAGGAGUGCUGGGAAACAUCCAGUGGCUGAACUGGAUCAGAACACAGAUAGAAAAGUCUUCAGCCCCAGUGGAGACAGAUUUUUCUGAGUCAGACAUUCAGUCCAGCCCUCAGCCUCAUGGUCCCCCAUUUCAUCCACUCUGCAUCACUUGGACAGUAUAUUUUGGUGUAUUUUGAUGACGUCUGCUCUGGGGAAGAUGUUUCUUUGCUUUUUCAUGUUACAGUACGAAUUAAGCCGCUGAAACAGUUUGAGGAGCUUGUCUUCUGGAUCCUGGAUGCUAAGAAGUACAAAUCAGGUCGAGUCAAUCUUAUUGAAGGACUGUUAGAAGGAGAGUACCACCUCUGCAGGAGGCCAUAGAGGCUUUUCAAGCAUACCAGCUGGAGCAUCCACGCUGGUUUGAAGAGAGGUUACUGAAAAAAUCUGAACUGGAGGUGGAAGCUACAAACUCAUCCACAACCUGGAGUCCAAGUUUUGAAUUUGACUCAACCCCAGACAUCAGCAGCUUAAGGAUACAAGCGAAUAACGAGACUGUAAAUAGACGUUGUAUCAGUGAAGAGUGUCACUUGAACUUAAAUUAACAUCCUCAAGUAUUCCAGUGUCUGAAACUAUCAAAAUCCAUCCCACACAGCCACUUUCCACAAAAACGUAAAUGUCAAUAGCUUGUCCUGUUUGCACUAGGGUAGCCUCUGUGGAGCCUCUUAUGUUCUGUUUCUGCUAAAAUCUGCAUAACAUGUCACACUGUCCAUAAUAGCUGAUCUGCGAUUGUGCCAAAUCCAUGUUAAUUUGCACAUGAAAAAAUGUAGACUUAAAAGUAUGGUUUCCUAAUGAUUAACUUCUUUUAUUGUACCUUCUUGUCUUCAGCAGAGAACACAAUGAUGACAGCUUUAGUUAUUCUGCAUCUGUUCAGCAGUAUUUUGCGUUAAAUGUGAAUAUCUCAUCACUAUUGCUUCCCACUGAAGGUGAUACUAGUGGUGAAUCACCUCCAGUGGUGAUUCCAGAGUAGGUACAGCCUCACAGAUCUGUGCUUGAUGCUUUUAGGCUGUGUAAACAGUGGUGGGGUCAAAGUUCAUCCCCCAGGGCAAAGUUUAUAGCAUUUCUGUUGCAGUGGAAGAAGGUAAGAACCAAACACUAGAGGUAAACAGACUUUUGAAUAACCUUUUUAAAUGUAUGUUCAAAGUGCUUUUUGAAAUGCAUGUUUUAAAUAAACAUUCAGCCUGUCUUCGACAACACAGAGCAUGCUUUUCUAACAUUAAGUUAAGGUUAACUCAUGUAUGAAGAUGCAGGACUUGGGUAUGUGCCGAUGUGUGUUUGAUUCACCCACUGAAGACAGAGAGCUCAGUCUUAGCAAAGAAUCAGAACUUUCACACUUUUUGUCACAGGUAAGUCACUCACAUGUGAUCUACUUUCUGAGGUCAGUGCAUAAAUUUAGUGAAGAGGGGAAAGACUCCAAACAGCUCAGGAAUGUGGCUGUCAGUUCCAGAGAGUGGCCCCAAAAACAGGGGGAGGGGGAUGGGAACAAACUGAUCUGGGGCAAAGAAAAUCCUCACAAUGGCUGAGCUGGACGUCUGCCUUGCUUGCAGUGACUGAGAACACACUGCAGGGUGUGAUGAUACCAGGGAGCCUCUUUGGUUUGAACUUCAAGAAGCUGAGGUAAUGUUGUUCAGUGUUGUGAUUUUGACAAGGACAUCAUGUCUAUGUUACAUCCUUCUUAAAGGUUAGUCUGAGAUUUAAUAAGAUGUGCUGUUCAUCAUGAAGCAUUUCUACCAAAUACAGAGGUCUGCAGAGGAGGGAUUUAGGGAAAAGUCUUUCAGUGUGAAAUUUCUAAAUGAAAUUUGUUAAACAAGGGUGUAGAGGGCAUUUUUACUUAGUUUUUCAGCACUAUUAGAAUCAACUAAAUAAUGUCUUUUUUUUUUUUCAAAUUCACAUUUUUUAUCUGUAAAGCCAAUAACAUACAGGAUCCAUGUUGAGCGCAUUCCAUGCCAGAACGUGCUCAACAUGGAUCCUGUAUGUUUUUGGCCUAAGACUUGCGAGCUCGAAUUUGAGGCAUCAUCUGAAACAUUUUGCGAACUUUUCCUUUUGUGUUCUUGUUUUUAGUAUUUUCCAAUAAAUCUGGAAAGGAUGAGGCUGCUGAAGAGAGCUUCUGCGCUCAUCCUGAGGAGAGGAGUUACAUUUUAUCAAAGCAGAUUUUGCCAAAAUGGUGAAUCCCUAAUAUCAAGAAUUAUAAAACACACACAAUUCACAGCAAAUCAGGGUUUUUUUUCAACCAUCUUCUUCAUCUCAGACAGCAUCUUCAGAGUUCACCCAUCUGUGGCACAGGCCCUGGCAGAAAACAAACCUGUGGUGGCACUGGAGAGUACAAUCAUCACACAUGGGAUGCCUUAUCCACACAAUUUGAGGUACUUCUUUUAAAGUCUUUUUUUAAACUCUAAAACCCCCGCCUCACCCCUCUUUUAGUCACUGAUUGUGUUUUUUUACAGCACUGCAAAGGAAGUGGAGGCCAUUGUGAGAGCCGAAGGAGCCACACCAGCCACAGUGGGGGUGAUUGAUGGUGAGGUUCAUGUUGGUCUGUCAUCAGAUGAGCUCCAUCACCUCGCCCGCUGUGAGAACUCCUUGAAGGUGUCUCGACGUGAUCUUCCCUAUGCCGUCAGCAAGGUGAGACCACAGCACCUUUAUCUCCACCUGUAGAGAAAGUGUUCAUGUCUUUUUUACUUACUUCAUGUGACAGUCUGAGGGUAUAUUCUGGAAAGUACUCCUGCAGAAAAAUAACCACCAAAUUUUGUGUUGAAUGAAAAAAUUGGGACAAAUUUUUGACUUUUAUCCUGGUGUUUCAAAAGUUUUCUUGUGUGUUUUUGUCAGGGGCUGUCUGGGGGAACAACAGUGUCCGCCACGAUGAUCGCAGCACAUCGAGCUGGUAUCCCUGUUUUUGUCACAGGAGGCAUCGGAGGAGUUCACAGAGAUGGAGAGAACAGUAAGAAAACCUUGAUCCGACGCUUUUUCCAGAUCAGGGUGUACACUGCACACUAUGCACUCCAUGUUCACACAUAUCAGCGCUGAUAAAAUUUCUCUUCACAAAAAAAGAGACAUUAGAAUUUGAUGACAAAGACAUUGAGCAGAGAGGAGGGGACAAAUGUGUCCCAGGUGAGCCAUAAUAAGACAAGUAAUUCACUUUCAGGAAGGGAGGACACCCAAGCUGCCAGGGUUUAGUUUGUUUUGAUGGUACUGCUGAAGGCAUGAUAUACAGAUUAUAUAGAGAAAGGCGUAGACUUCAUUCUACAUGACAACUCAAAGUUAUUCACUGUUCAUCUCUUGAUUAUACCUGCAGGUCUGGACAUUAGUGCAGAUCUCACAGAGCUUGGCAGGACUCCUGUCGCGGUGGUCUCUGCUGGCGUCAAAUCUAUUCUUGACAUCGGUCGCACCUUGGAGUUCCUUGUAAGAACCGUACAUCUCAAUGAAAUGUUAUCACAGUACAAUGAUAGAUUAGAUAAUAUCACUGCAUUGAUAGAACUGAUACUAUGGUACUUACAACAGUUUAGUUUUCUUCUUUUUUCCUGUUAAUUUGAAUUGAUGGAGCCUAAACAACACAACUUAUGAUUAAGUGUGGGUUAAUUAGAACAUACAAUAUGUACAGUAAAUGCACCCUCUUGUGUUGUUUUGUCCAUGCACAAAACUAAUGAAGAUUUUUUUAUGGCACGGAUAAGUAUGUGUUUGAUCAGUACUUUUAAAAUAACCAAAUACAUCUAAAGACUCACACAGGUGUUGGGCAGGUAACUAGAGGUUGUAAUGUUAUGUGUUAUUAUUUACUCACUUUUAAUAUCUUUUUAGGAGACACAGGGUGUCUGUGUGGCCACUUAUGGAGUAUCAAAAAAUUUCCCUGCCUUCUUCUCUCCUCGAAGCGGUUUCACUUCUCCGUAUCAGGUUCACAACCCUGAGGAGGCUGCAGAACUAAUCGGUAUGUCAGCAGUUUUUAUAAAAAAGUUUACAGGUUAUAAAAUUCAAAUUUAGUAGCACAGCACCUUUCAGAAUAAAGGCGCCUUAUAAAGUAAAAAUGGCAUAUUGAUACAGAGUUUGGCAAACAGAGCAGGAUAUAAGAUGGAGCUAAAUAAAGCAGAAUGAAAUCAUGUAAAAAAAUCUCAAAGAUAAAGAGUUUUAUAAAGGUGAAACCGAGAAGCGACUUAAUAGAUCAAAGUGACUUAACAUCACAAAUGCUAUGAAAGUAAAAUUACAAACCUAUGUAUGUAUUCAUGAGUGCUUAUGUGUGUUUCUGUAGAAAGCACUCUGUCCCUGGGUCUUCAGAGCGGUGUUCUGAUAGGGGUGCCGGUCCCAGAGGAGUAUGCAGCAGCCGGCCAGCAGAUAGAGGAAGCCAUACAGUCAGCAGUGACAGAGGCAAGGUAAAGAAAGUAUCUGUGGGUUGUUAUCUCCUAUGAAUCAAAUAAACUUCUCAUUUCAGCUGAAGGACUUAUCUCUUCCUCUUCUUUGGUAUUUUCUUCUUUCAGUGCUAAAGGCGUAACAGGAAAGAAUGUGACACCGUUCAUUCUUCAGAAGGUCAAUGAAAUGACAAAAGGAAAGUCCCUCCAGGCUAGUAUCCUUCUGAGAAUCUAAACCACAGAGAAAAUUAUCACUAACAUUAAAAACACUGUUAAAAUAAAGACAAAGAAAAUUGUUCGACUUGACGAGUGCAUGCAUAGUCGAGUGUAGGAGUAUCAAAGACUUGUUAAAAUUGAAUUGUCCUUGACCAUGUUUUUAGACAUUGCUCUCAUUCAUAAUAAUGCUAAAGUUGGAAGUCAGAUAGCGUGUGCGCUGUCAAAACACAGGAACAAAAGACAACAUGGAAAACACUCCUCUGACUCAGAACCAAAAAUUGUAAGUACAAACACUCAUUAAAGCACUUAUGUAGGUUUUAUAUAUUAAUGUCACAGUACUGUAUCCGCAAUGUUGUAUCUUUCACAGGUUGUCAUUGGAGGAAUAAACGUUGAUUUUAUUGCAAAAGGAAAACAUAAAACACUUGUCGUAAGUUUAAUUUAUAUCCCAUUCUUAUCUUUAAUGCUCUGCCCUUAUGUUAGAUCAUACCAUGAAGUAACUAAAUGUUUUCUCUUUCAGUUCGGACAGACAAAUGUUGGAAGUGUGUGCCAGUCGUUUGGUGGUGUAGGACGAAACAUUGCUGGUGGGUUAUUAUCAGAUUAUGUUCAUGCACAACAGAUCUAAUCAUCUCACACCUUUUUGCUGCUUCCUUGUAGAUUCACUGAGUCGAUUAGGCCAAAGGCCGCUGCUCAUUUCAGCUACUGGAGCUGAUUCCCACAGUGAUGCAGUGUUUAACUAUUGUAAACAUAUGGUAUGGAACAUGAGAUUUAUUUUUAGCUAGCAUGAUUAUUAUCUGUAUUACAUGGAUUUGAGCCGACUGUUUUUUGUUUUGGUCUGUAAGAACACUAGUGGUGUGGCCCGGAUAGAGGACCAAAGCACGGCAACAUACUGUGUUGUUAUCACAGAGAAUGGAGAAAUGGGUCUUGGACUGGGAGACAUGGACAUUCACGAGCAAAUCACUGAGCAGUUUGUAAGUUACACCGACAAAUGUAUCAUCUAGGUUUUGCCAAACGCCAGAUUUUUUAUCAUAUCAUGCCAGAUUUAGAUACGCACAUAGACCAUACUGUGCUUGUUUACAUUCUCCACAAUAGCUAUUAGAAGGCAACUCAACUUGUUACAAGUGUAUGGAAGUCUUUGAGAAAUUAACUAAACUUCUAAAUUAAUGCAGAAGUGAUUGAUUGUCCCUAUCUUAAAGUCUUCUUUGAUGUAAUAAGACACUAAUUAUCAAGUCAUUGAGUUAUUAAGAAAAAAAUAUAAUAAGGAAGGGGUUGUUUUUUAUUUGAUACAAUGCAAACAAACUCACUAUGUCACAUAUCUUGUAUUGAAGACUCCACUUCUCUGUUCUCUUCCCAAAUAUUUUUUAAACAGGUGUCCCAGUUUGAAAAGCAGCUCACUGCAGCCACUCUUGUCUGUCUUGAUGGAAAUAUCCCCGUCUCCACCAUCAACUAUGUUUGCUCCACGGCAGCCAACCACAACACCAAUAGUAAGCAAAGGAAGAGAGUUUCUAAAUGAUCACAAUCUUUCAGUGAAUGUAACACCAUAUGAUGAAAUUGUGUCACAGUUUGGUACGAGCCAACAGAUGCAGAAAAAGCCUGUAAGCCUUUCCUCUCAGACGCUUGGAAGUCUCUGUCCUAUUCAUCCCCAAACCUGGCAGAGCUGUUCACCAUGAACAAAACACUGGGCCUCCCAACACCUGAGGGUAAACUGGAAUCCCUUACAAGCAUUAAAAGGUUCACUUAUGUUCAGUCUUAUUGGUGCUGAAGAUGUGGUUUUGUCUUGUUUGGGGGGCUAGUGCUGCCAAGCUCUCCUGUUGAGGUGCUCAAUGUUGCUGUGGCUCUCUCACGCCCCCUACUGGAGCAUCUGCAUUGUCUGGUAGUGACUCUGGGGGCUAAUGGAGUGUUGGUGUGUGGAGAGCAUGAGGCAGGCUCAGUCAACCUGCAGCCAAGAAAACAGAAGAGGGUAGGAAAAUUUUAAACUGAUGAUGAUGAUGAUGAUGAUGAUGAUGAUGAUGAUGAUGAUGAUGAUGAUGAUGAUGAUGAUGAUGAUGAUGAUGAUGAUGAUUUCAACAAGUGAAGUCAAGAUGUUCACUGAUCCUGCGUUUGCAGAGGAGACAACUAUGUGCCCUUCACUAUCCAGCGCUGACCGUGACCGAAGAGGAGACAGUGAAUGUGUCGGGAGCAGGAGAUAGGUGUUAAAAUUUUACUUAACCUGCCUUCUCUUCCUUAUACUUGUUUUGAUUUUUCCUUUCUUUACAUCCUCUGCGUCAGUUUCACCCACUUUAUGAUGACCUAUUUCUCUCCCUGUCCCAGUCACAGUUUCCAUGACUCAUGUUUUAGAAAACACUUUUAAAGCUGCCUGCUCUGCUUCCAGUCUUGCAGGUGCAAUGAUGGCUGGGAUUCUUCAGCAACGAGACACUGACAGCUGUGUCAGGAUGGGUCUGCUCGCUGCACAGAUGUCCCUGGUAUCACCCCACCCCAUCGCUCCCACGCUUACUUCAGAUGCUGUAGAUCCCAACAAAGUUCAGACCCACUCGUGGCCCAAACCCAGCUUCAUGUGGAUAGAUUGAACAUGUUAGAUCAAGAUUAGAUCUGUACCUUGAUUUUUUUUCUUUAACAAAUAUGCAAAGAAAGAAGCAAAAUAAAUUGUUUUUGAGUUCAUGAUAAUCUAACCUUGUAAAUAAAGUUUAAAACAAAAAGUAA
Xyrichtys novacula (pearly razorfish) is the source of this 22607-nucleotide messenger RNA. Lineage: Eukaryota; Metazoa; Chordata; Actinopteri; Labriformes; Labridae. The record is from the annotation of a GenBank genome assembly.